This is a messenger RNA of Monomorium pharaonis (pharaoh ant), 1890 nucleotides long. RefSeq lists its product as uncharacterized. The coding region runs from base 1243 to 1890 and encodes 215 amino acids. The transcript is spliced from 4 exons. The record is from RefSeq and is a predicted model, not a curated record. Lineage: Eukaryota; Metazoa; Arthropoda; Insecta; Hymenoptera; Formicidae.
UAUAGUAACAUAAAUACAAAUUAGAAAAUGCCUUUUAUUAAUUCAUAUAGUUCUAUAAAAUUGUUUUAAAUUAUACAAUAAUUAAGUUGUUUAUAAAAUAAGCAAAAUAAUCUAAAAAAAUGAGUUGCAAAAUCGAUAUAGUAGACAGUAAUGCUAUAUUUUCCUUUUCCUUUUCUUUCACAUAUGUGCGAAAUAUUUACACGUUAAUGUAUUAUAUACACGGAGAAAAAAAGUAAAUAAUUCACAACAAAAUGUGUUCAACAAAUCAAUUCAACAAAUAUUGUAUUGAGUAUAUCUGUAGUUGGCAGCCCACAUUAUAUUAUAUCAAUUACUUUUUUCUGUGUAAGAAUUCAUAAAAGCCUUUCACUUUUCUCUCUCUCUCUUUCCCUCAAUAUACAAAACGUUUUUUACUAAUUUAUACAAAUACUUUAUACUACUCCUCAAGACGCAAUUUGUAGCGCCAAUAUAUAAAGAUCAAGUUAAAUUUAAUUAACUAAUUCAAUAAAUAAAUCUCUUUAUUAUUUUAUUUAUAAUAUAUCUUAUCGAUAGGUGUGCUAUUUAUGCUGUAUCUUGAUUUUAUGUUUAAAAUCGCAUUAUGAGAAAAAUAAAAAAAAGUAAUAUAAAUUGAAACGAUUUUAAAACACAUAAAUGUGUACAAUAAAAAAUUUAAAAUAAUAUUAUUAAUGAUAUACUUAUUAUCGUUUAAAGAAAAUGCAAAAAAAUCUUGUAAAUUUUAUUCUUGUUUUUUUAAGAAUUUGUUUUUAAAUUUAUAUAGAAAAAGCCAUGAAUAUAAACUUUGAAUGGUUUUCUUACUUAAUUAUCUACUAAACAGAUAUUUUUCUUUAUUGCGCUAUUUUUUUAUUUCAAGAAUAUCUUUGACUUGAAAAUACUUAAAAUCAUUUAAAAGCAACACACACUCUUAUUAGUAUUGUUAUCCUCCAGUUAGAUCAGGCUCUAUUGUACUCUAUACGUGCUGCAGUGUUAUUCUACAGCUAUUAUCACGCUGUAUCAUUAUAACUCAUGUCAUUUGGAUAACAUUGAAUAAAUAAUAUCUCGGAAAUGGACAAAUUGAUAGUUCGACACUAUCUUACACACACGAACACAUACAUUGGUAAAAUAAUCGACUGACAUAGACGAUUCCUGGUAACCAAUUAUUUUUUGCUCCGUACAUCUGUACUUGCCAAAGAAUCGAUAUCAUGUGUCGCACGUUAUGGUCUUCCGAGGGAGAACUAACGAGUAAAAAUGCUAUCGAAUUUUCUGAGAGAAUACAACAUUAACCGGAUAUUGUUGUCGAUCAUAGGUUUAUGGCCAUUUCAAAGUAAUCUUGUGAGAAAUUUGUUGCGGACUGUUUUCUUUCUACUCCAAAUAAGUUUUUGUCCGUUCGAGAUAUUAAUGUUAUACGAUCAUUGGGACAAUGCGGAAAUGAUUUUUGAAGGUUGUUAUCAACUUGUCGUCUCAACUUCUUUCAUUGCGAGGCAAGUGAACGAGUUUUGGAACCAUGACAAGUACAGACACUUAUAUAAAGCUAUUGACGAGCAUUGGGAUAUAUUCACAAACGAUGUGGAAAUUCAAAUUUUGAAAGACUACUCUAAGUUAUCACAAAAAUUUACGAAAUAUUACUGCAUGUUAAUGUGUAUCAUGACGGUGAUAUUUAUAACAAUACCGUUAACCCCGCCGCUUUUAGAUAUUGUAAUGCCUCUAAACGAGUCACGUCCGCGAUUCUUCGCACUUGUAAUUGAUUUCAAGGUGGAUAAAGAUAAAUAUUUUCUACCACUUACUUGUUACAUUACCGCAGGAAUUAUGGCGGGUACAAAUAUCGUAAUGAGUACUGACACAAUGCAUAUCGCAUGCACUCUUCAUGCUUGCAGUUUAUUUGUUGCUGUCGGGUAA